GGCCUGUGGGCCGCGUAGGCCGGUAGGUGCCGGCUGGAGGUUUGAACUUCCGGACCCUGGAAGGGGUCCUGGCGCAUCAGGGGUUGAAGGCAGGAUCCUGGGUUUGGGAGAAAUGGGCAUAAAGGGGUGACUGGACCCAGGACUUCUGGGUGGUUGAGAUGCGCAACUGCCCCGUCUAGACUAUGGACCCUGAAGUGUCCCUGCUGCUGCAGUGCCCCGCAGGUGGGCUGCGGGAGGAGCAGGUGCAGGCUGAGCUGAGCCCAGACUACGACCGUCGCCCACUACCAGGAGGGGACAAGGCCAUUGCUGCCAUCUGGGAGAGCCGGCUGCAGGCUCAGCCCUGGCUCUUUGACGCCCCCAAGUUCCGCCUGCACUCAGCCAUCCCGGCCCCCGCUGGCUCACAGGGGCCACUGCUGCUCCUGCGCCUGGGCCUGACUUCCUACCGAGACUUCCUGGGCACUAACUGGGCCAGCUCAGCUGCCUGGCUGCGACAGCAGGGAGCCACUGACUGGGGUGACAAGCAGGCCUACCUGGCAGACCCGCUGGGGGUUGGCGCCAUACUGGCCACUGCGGAUGACUUCCUAGUCUUCCUGCGUCGCUCUCAGCAGGUGGCAGAGGCACCUGGGCUGGUGGACGUGCCUGGUGGGCACCCUGAGCCUCAGGCCCUGUGCCCUGGCGACAGCGCCCUGCACAAAGAGCUCCCUGGGGAGCUAGUGGUGCACGAGCUCUUCUCCAGUGUUCUCCAGGAGAUCUGUGAUGAGGUGAACGUGCCCCUGCACACCCUGAGCCAGCCACGGCUAUUGGGCAUUGCCCGCAAUGAGACCAGUGCCGGCCGUGCCAGUGCCGAGUUCUACGUCCAGUGCUGCCUGACUUCUGAGCAGGUGAAGACUCACUAUGUGAGUGGGGGAGCUGAGGCCCACGAGUCUACAGGAAUCAUCUUUGUGGAGACACAGAGGGUGCGGAGGCUGCAGGAGACCGAAAUGUGGGCUGAGCUCUGCCCCUCGGCCAAAGGCGCUAUUUACCUCUACAACUGGGUCCAGGAAGUCCCCCCUGAGUCGCCCUAGUCCCCAACCCUAUCACAAAUUGAAAGACAAUAAAGGACUUUAUUCUUGGA
This is a messenger RNA of Suricata suricatta (meerkat), 1114 nucleotides long. It is a transcript of the gene NUDT22, whose product is annotated as nudix hydrolase 22. Gene Ontology annotation, molecular function: GDP-mannose hydrolase activity. The record is from RefSeq and is a predicted model, not a curated record. Lineage: Eukaryota; Metazoa; Chordata; Mammalia; Carnivora; Herpestidae. The transcript has 6 exons. The coding region runs from base 183 to 1064 and encodes 293 amino acids.